UAUCUAUCUAUCUAUCUAUCUAUACAUACAUAUCCUCAUUUUGAAACCAUAUACAGUUUGAAAAUAGCACCUGCCUUAAAUUAAUUUCUCAGGUUUAAAGUGAUAAUCUCACUUCGGCUGCUUCUCUAACUGGUUUGAGUCAACUUCUCCUUUUAGCUACAAGUCAACAGGAUGUGAGCCCAAACCACAACCCCAUCAGAAAACUGUGCGCCUGUUUCAACACGUUCCACUCAGGUCUGACAUAAUCAAGUGAGCAGCAGUAAAAAAAAAAAAAGCGGCAACUGCUCAAAGCUGCUCUCACAGCUUAAACUUCAUCUCAAAUGAUUUAAACAAACGGUGCUCUGUAGCAUAAGGAGACUAUUCGAGCACACAGUGGAGAUUUGUUCCGCAUUGAGUGGGGAUAAUUCACAUUAGCAUGACUUGCCAGGGGGCCAAAUAGGGGUGGGCUUUGGUAAGAGGAACAGGAAGAGAGGAGUCGACAGAGUGAAGGUGGAAAGAGCAGACACACGGGCGAGAGCUUGUCACGUCGGCGUGUGAAAGCCUUCAUACUCUCUUCUUCAAACAGAUAUUGGCACGGCUCUGGUCAACAAUGCUGUGCUCUGUCUGUUGUGACUUCAAGAGAUGAUGCUUUGAACGGACGCAUUUUUCAAAAAACAGCGUUUUAACAGGGAGAUUAAAAGACUUCACCGUGACGAAAGCUGAAAUGGCUGAAGAGAGGCUGCUGUGUCCUCUCGUCAUCACCGAAGAAGGAGAUAUAACCGAGGGUGUUGCUGAAAAAGGCGCAACAAGCAGCCUGGCUGAAUUCGCUCCCGGCUCCAGUGCAGAGUCGGCUCUGAGAGAGGAAGAGGAGCACACAGGGGAGGACAAGAAUGAAGAAGUCGUAGUCAGCAAAAUAUGUUUAGAAGAGCAGGGCUCGGGGAAACUGCACAGCAACACAGAGGGUGACCAGACAGGAGGGGAAGGAGAGGUCAAACGGGAAGAAACCGAGAACAUGAAUAAUGGACUGAGAAGGGAAGCGCAAUCAGCUGAAGUGAUGAGGAUUCAUGAAAAACCUGAGAAGCCUGGUGUCACAGAGGAGGGACAUAAGCCAGAUGACCCUCAACUGGACGUCAAGAGGUCAAACGUGUCCAAGCAACAACAUAAGGGGACACGUAGCCGAGAUGAGGAUUCGAAAGAGGCUCACCAGUUAACCCCUGACUUCCCUGAUGCUCUGUACGAGCUGCUCUGCACCCUUCAGGAGGGGCGACGGCUCAAUGACCAGCGCUGCUCCUUCAUGCUGGAGGGUGGCCCCGGGAGGAGGAGGUGCCACUCUGUGCCAAGCACGACCAAACCAGCGCACAGAGUCGUCUUUUCGUCCAUGACUUCACUGCAGAAAGAGGAGUUUUUCGAGCAGGUGGCCACCGCUCAAGCUCGCCGCCUUGAUGACCAGAGGGCGCAGCUGGAAAGGUCGCUGCCGCCAAAACCAAAAGCCAGGACUUUCAGAGGCAGCAUUAAGCAACUGUCUUUUGCAAGAAAGCCUGCGCCAGUUCCUGUGCCCAAAGAGGAUCUGUAUAAUAUGAUUCUCACAACACAAGCCCAGGGCAGACUGGAGGACCAACGCAGCAGAGCUCCAGGUCCCAUGGACGAUGAGGACUUCUUCUCCCUGCUUCUUAGGGUCCAGGGUGGACGCAUGGAAGAGCAGAGGACUGAACUACCGCUCAUGCUGGAAACCUGAGAUGGAAAACAAAAAGAAAGACUGUGGCUGCCAUUCCAGUAUUGUAGCCUUUUUAGUCAGACUUCCUGUUAAAAGAGCGGUGUUUGCUGACCCUGAUGACGCUGUGUUUUAGGGAAUAAUUAGUCCUCUUGAUUGUGUUUAUCAGUGUUAAAACUGUUGAGAACAAAAACGCUUGAGCAAUGUUCUUGAUGAGAUUGUGAGUUCUUUCAUUCAGCAGUUAUUCUUUCUUUUGGACAAACUUCGCAUUGUGUUGAGAGUCUGCAGCGAGUGGCUGAAAGGUUCUGCGUGUGUGUUCCUGUUCUCGAUGUGGAGGAGGCAGUCUACUGAUCUCAGUUUGUUCUCCUUUUUUGUACAGACGAUAUAAAAGGAGCAGUUGUGUGAAGGAGAUAAAAGCUCCAAGGCCGCACAGGGCUUCAAAGCAUGAGGAUGAUUCUCCUCCAAUGAUAAACAGAAAUGUACCUGAGCCAACUUUUUUUUUAAUUUGUCAAAACUGGAUCUAACACACACUCUUAUUAGGAUAUCAUUUGAUCAUUAGAGCAUGUGCUCUUUCAUUUUUAUCUUAUUUUUGUAACUCCUUUACUGCAAGCAGUGACGCUAACUCUAAAAGGGAGGUGUAAAACCUGCUCUGUAAUUUUUUUUAUCAUUAAUCAUAAUCAUUCACAAACUAGAUCCGGUUUAAUCUUUCAAAAACAUCCUGAUGCAGAUACAUCAAAACAUUCACACUUAAAUAAAGGACCUUUUGUUGUCCAAUUUACAGGUGUUAACAAAUGAGGAGUAAAAGAUAAAUGUGUUAAUUUUUAACAGAAUAAAUUGACAAAAAACAGGUUGUUAUCUCAAACUUCCUGAUUUUGGUUUAAACGACUGAUCCCAAAGGCAAACAGUGACUUUUUUUUAAUUUGUCAAAACUGGAUCUAACACACACUCUUAUUAGGAUAUCAUUUAAUCAUUAGAGCAUGUGCUCUUUCCUUUUUAUCUUAUUUUUGUAACUCCUUUACUGCAAGCAGUGACGCUAACUCUAAAAGGGAGGUGUAAAUCCUGCUCUGUAAUUUUUUUUAUCAUUAAUCAUAAUCAUUCACAAACUAGAUCCGGUUUAAUCUUUCAAAAACAUCCUGAUGCAGAUACAUCAAAACAUUCACACUUAAAUAAAGGACCUUUUGUUGUCCAAUUUACAGGUGUUAACAAAUGAGGAGUAAAAGAUAAAUGUGUUAAUUUUUAACAGAAUAAAUGGACAAAAGACAGGUUGUUAUCUCAAACUUCCUGAUUUUGGUUUAAACGACUGAUCCCAAAGGCAAACAGUGACUAUUUAUUUAAGCAGAUACAUGCAGAGAGAGAAGGACAACUUUACACAAGGAGGUAGUUGUAAAAACUUAUUAAUGUGUGUAUUUUGUAUGAUUAAUAUAGACAAGGGGACUUUGUCAAGCCACCGUUGACAUAAAUAAGUCACUAACUGUGAAGUUCCCAGUCGAUAACUCUGCUUAUAUUUGCUUCACGAUCCAUCUUCCUGUUUUUAAAGGCAUAUUAAGUAACUUGCACAAUUUCACACAUGCAACAACCAGGUCUGUGUCACCGGGCAGAAGUGGCCUCCUGUGACCUCCUCUGGUCUGAUGUGAGCUCAGAGGACUCAGUUCAUUUUUUGAUUUUGAAUGGGUAUUUUAAUGCACAGUGAAGACAGACAGGAAAUGUGGGUUAAGAUAUAAAGGUGGUGAUGUGGAGCAGGACGUCCAGGUGAUUACUUUUUGUUUCAUUAUUUAGUAAGUAGUAAGAUAAAUAAGGGUGAGCAAUUAAUAUGUCAAAAACCUUUAUAGCAUCGUUUCUGUCACAUGACCUACUUUUAAUGUCUGCUCCCAAUCAUCCAGUCAGAUGAGAGGCAGUGAACCUGUCAGAAAAAGGAGAGGGGCGGAGGGGGAGAAGAGGAAAAGCAGGUGACAAUAAAGAAACCACUGUUUUUUAUUUAUCUAAUAUUGUUUAAAGGUGAAACUUGAAUAAACAACUUGCAGGUUGAAGUUCUAAUCAGGUUUAAGUUUCACUCCUAAUGUGGAAAUCUACAUUAUUUGUUCAAUAAUUAUAAAUAAACGUGCAGUAAUCACACACACUCGAUUUGCAGUUAGCUUUGGUUUUGUAUUGUAUUAUUAUCUUUGAUCUCUUUCUACUUUGCUUUUCUUUAAUUUAACUAUCACACUGCUGAGCUGACCGGUUUCUUCUUGUCUGACAUCUACUGUUGACCCGCUGUUAACUUGCAUAUGACAAAUAAAGUUAAAACCUCAUGCUAAGGUUGGACAUGUAAUUAA
Messenger RNA from Platichthys flesus (European flounder), 4002 nucleotides. RefSeq lists its product as uncharacterized. The transcript has 5 exons. Gene Ontology annotation, biological process: regulation of inflammatory response. The record is from RefSeq and is a predicted model, not a curated record. Bases 704 to 1714 code for a protein of 336 amino acids. Gene Ontology annotation, molecular function: GTPase regulator activity; protein binding. NCBI's taxonomy places the organism in Eukaryota, Metazoa, Chordata, Actinopteri, Pleuronectiformes, Pleuronectidae.